GAGAUUUUUUAGGUUAUAAAAAUAAUAAAUAAGAAUUCAAAUAGUUUCAAUUCAAUUUUAAUUCAAAGAGAAUAUAAUCACUGGAUCUUAUUAGAAGUUUAUCCAUUUUAGUGGUUCACUUCACUUGAUCCAUAUUUAUAAUUUCACUGGAACUUUUUGAUACAUCAAACAUGUAUUACAUCAAUUACAUACAUCAAUUAUUAAUGUUGUAGUAAAAAUAGGGAUACAAUAACAAAUCCAUUAAAACACUGGAAACCAUGGCCUUUCGCUGUAUACAUUUCAUUAGGAAUAUCAGAUGUAGUAGCGCAAUUACGUUGCGCCGCACUUUAAUGUCAACAUCGGCCUCAAAGGAAAAUAAAUUGGUUGAAAAAGUGACUAAAGAAUACAAAACUGAGAACAAUAUCACCUACUUGGAAGAUCCAGAUUCUUUUGGAACUCUCGCUGGUAGAACACCUAUUUCAGAUACAUUGGAAGAUGAGGGGGAUGUGAAAGAGGAGCAAUAUUUACAAAACAAACCACUAAACUCUCAGAAACUGACAAUCAAGCAAUAUGCUGAUUUGAUAAAGCAAUAUUUAGAACAUAAGAGAAUAAAAGAAGCAAUUGAUAUCCUAGAAAUAAGAAUGCUGAAGGUUGACAGAGUUAAACCGGAGAACUAUAUUUAUAACAUACUUAUUGGUGCUUGUGCUGAGGUGGGGUACACGAAAAAAGCUUUUAAACUGUUUAAUGACAUGAAGAGAAGGGGAUUGAAACCAACAGGUGAUACUUAUACUUGUCUAUUUGAAGCUUGUAUUUACAGCCCGUGGACUAAAGAUGGUUUAAAACUGGCUACUCACCUGAGGAAUCAUAUGACUGAAAAGGGCAUUGAACCUAAUCUGACAAAUUAUAAUGUAAUGAUCAAAGCAUUUGGAAGAUGCUCAGAUAUACCCACAGCUUUCAAGAUUGUAGACGAAAUGAUUUCUAAAAAAAUAAAAAUUAGAGUCCACACUUUUAACCACUUGAUGCAAGUCUGUAUUUCAGACAAAGAAUAUGGUCUAAAACAUGCUCUUAUUGUGUGGAGGAAAAUGUUGAAAAUGAGAGAGAAACCAAAUGUUUACUCUUUUAAUCUAAUGCUAAAGUGUGUCAAAGAUUGUAAUUUAGGUUCAAAGGAGGAUUUGAUGGAAGUUAUUAGCUUGAUACAGGAGCACAUGGCCUUAUUGAAUAUGAAACCUCAAAUUAGGGAUUCUGCAAAUGCUCUACCACAAACAGAAAAUGAAUAUAGGAGUAACACAGAGAUACAAAGUAUUUCAGCAAACACUAAUGAAAAUAUCAAUGAUAAAACAGAUGCCAUUGUUAGCACACUACAAAGUACAGAUUUAGCUUUAGUUAAUAAAGAUAAUACUAGUUUAGAAAUAAUUGAAAAUUACAAAAGACCAGAACAAAAUGUACAAAAGAGAUGUACACCUAACCUGCUCUCCAAAUUUGUAUUUAUUGAUCAAAUAUUAGGUGUACAGGAAGUUAAUACUCCAAAAGACAAGUUUGCCAUAAUAGGAGGUCAAGAAGAUUUUCUAAAAGAAAUGGAGGUGUAUUCUGUCUCACCAGAUAUAAAGACAUUCACACAAAUGCUGCCCUUAAUAGAAGAUAGUUCUGAAGCUGAAAAUAAACUAAUUGAAACUAUGCAAACAUUAAAUGUUAAAACUGAUAUAGAUUUUUACAAUAUGUUAAUUAAAAGGAGAUGCUUUAGGCAAGAUUUUGAUAGUGCUUUAGAGGUUAGAGAAAUGAUUGAGAAGGAAAAUAAGCGACGCAAAACACAUCCUUUGAACAAGAAACACAAAAUAAAAAUCAAUGUCAUGACUUAUGGUGUUCUUGCCUUAGGGUGCAAGACUAAGGAAAAAGCUGAAUCUCUCCUCAAUGAAAUGCAUGAAAACCAAUUCAAGGUUAAUAUAGAAAUAAUGGGUACCUUACUGAAAAAUGCCACUCUCCAAAUGCAGUUUGGUUAUAUUUUGUUUAUAAUUGAAAGAGUAAAAAAAGAAAACCUGAGAGUAAAUGAUGCAUUUAUAAAACAUCUAGAGAUUUUUAACGAGCGAUGCCUUAAAAUUAUUGAAAAGAAUGAAAACAAAAAUAGAGUAAGUCCAGUCUUUGUAGCUGCUUAUAAAAGAUUUAGCGGCUUAUAUAAUAACUGGUUAAAAGAUAUCAAUGUGGAAGAAGCAUUAAAACCUGAACAUCCAUGGAAGCAAUUUAUGGAACCACAUCCAACUCCAGUGCAAAGGGAAAGCUUCAAAAUUGUAGAGCCCAAGAAGUUCUAUAGAAGAAAUCGUAAAUUUGUUCGAUACAGUCCAAAAUUAUAAAUAAAAACACAAUAAUUAC
This is a messenger RNA of Bicyclus anynana (squinting bush brown), 2343 nucleotides long. RefSeq names its product pentatricopeptide repeat-containing protein 1, mitochondrial. The record is from RefSeq and is a predicted model, not a curated record. Gene Ontology annotation, molecular function: protein binding. The transcript has 4 exons. NCBI's taxonomy places the organism in Eukaryota, Metazoa, Arthropoda, Insecta, Lepidoptera, Nymphalidae. Bases 258 to 2324 code for a protein of 688 amino acids.